This is a messenger RNA of Hemisphaericaspora subhashii, 1221 nucleotides long. It is a transcript of the gene STE3, whose product is annotated as Ste3p. Bases 1 to 1221 code for a protein of 406 amino acids. The transcript has a single exon. The record is from RefSeq and is a predicted model, not a curated record. Gene Ontology annotation, molecular function: mating-type factor pheromone receptor activity. Lineage: Eukaryota; Fungi; Ascomycota; Pichiomycetes; Serinales; Debaryomycetaceae. Gene Ontology annotation, biological process: G protein-coupled receptor signaling pathway. Gene Ontology annotation, cellular component: membrane.
AUGUUAGAUUCAAUUGCAAGCGGCGUUGCCGCAAUGUGUUUCAUUAGUUUCAUCCUUCUUAUUCCACCUUUCUUAUGGCAUUGCAGAUGUAAAAAUGUUCCUGUUAUAUGUUUAUUGGUUUGGUUGAUGUUUCUUGAUCUCAAUGGAUUUAUUAAUGUGGUCAUUUGGGGAGGUGACAAUUUCUAUCAGGCUUGGGAUGGAAAAGGUUGGUGCGAUGUGACUGCACUCUUAGAAGUAGGAUCCAAUGUAGGUAAGAUUUGUGCUAUUACAGCCUUGGCUUUGAACUUGUACAUGAUUUUAUCCGCUAAGAAUCCAGAAUAUACACAGAAUACCAGUUGGAAAAAGUUGGUAAUCGAUUUAUCUAUUUGUCUAAUUACUCCAAUUUUCAUUAUGUCAACUAGUUUUAUUGUUCAAAUUUCAAGAUAUGAUAUUAUUAAGUACCUGGGUUGUAUGAUGAUUUUCCUGGAAACAGAUGCAACAAUUGGUUUACAAUAUAUUUGGGGUGUUAUUUGGAGUGUUCCGGCAUUAAUCUUAUGUUCCUUAACAUUAGUCACAUUCUUCCAAAAGAGAAAAGAUGCUAAUGAUAUUCUUUUAUGUACAAAUUCUGGAUUAAAUUUGAAACGAUUUGCCAGAUUGUUGAUUUUUUGUAUUUUGGUAAUUAUUGCAAUGGUGCCUAUCGCUACCUAUCACUUUUAUCAAAAAGCCUCGGGAGAAGUCGCUAAGUUUGUUUGGAGUGAAGUUCACAGUUGGGCAUGGGGAUUGCCACUUUAUUUGGAUUAUGGAAUGCUCCCACUUUAUAGCAGAUUUAUCAAUUUUGCUUUAUCUGUGAUUACUUUCCUUUUAUUUGGAUUAGGGGCAGAUGCAGUGGAGAUGUAUAGAGAAAUCUUGGCAAAAUGCUAUAUAAAACUUCCAUCCAAAAAUGUUAAAGAGAACGCUGUCGUUUAUGAACCAAAUGAAAUGAAGACUUUAACAAAUAAAUCUAAUUUCAGCGAUAACAGUCCCCUUAGUAAUGCACCAACCAUGCAUGAAUUUGAGAGUAGGUAUGCUAGUGUGUUGGCUGAGUUCGAUAUUGCUGAACUGCCGCAGGCUGGUCCUUCGUCUCCUCCAGGUGCCAAAAAAGUUGGCCUUCCUGCAGCCUAUGAUACUCAAUUGCAAGAAUUGAUGCGUGAUAGAGCAAAGUCUGGAGAUUUCUCUUUUAAGUUCGAAGUUAGGCAAGUUUAG